This is a messenger RNA of Ricinus communis (castor bean), 2034 nucleotides long. RefSeq names its product probable protein phosphatase 2C 24. Gene Ontology annotation, cellular component: nucleus; cytosol. The transcript is spliced from 4 exons. The record is from RefSeq and is a predicted model, not a curated record. The coding region runs from base 382 to 1752 and encodes 456 amino acids. Gene Ontology annotation, molecular function: protein serine/threonine phosphatase activity; cation binding. NCBI's taxonomy places the organism in Eukaryota, Viridiplantae, Streptophyta, Magnoliopsida, Malpighiales, Euphorbiaceae. Gene Ontology annotation, biological process: protein dephosphorylation.
ACGGUGACGGGCAGCUUGCCCGUGGCUACCAUACUCAAAACCACCAAAAAGAUCAAAAGAAGAAGAGGAAUUUAAGUUUUUGUUACAGAGAGAAGCAGACAUUUUCCUCUCUUCUCUCUUUCUUUGAAAUUUUUCUUGAAUUCUUUUUAUCUUUCGGUUUCAUGAUUCUUAAUUCUGGAAAGCAAGAAAGUACUGAAAAGAGGGAGGAAAGAAGAAAGAUUUUAAAGAAAGUACAUAAGGAGUCCUGAUUUGAAUGGGUGGUGUAGUGUGGGACUAACAAACAGGUGGUAUCAAGAAUCAUUAAUAGCAAAGUACAUGUAUGGUUAUUGAAAAAUCUGGAUUCCUGUGUGUGAGAUUAAAUUAAGCUCUUGUGUUUCGUUAAUGGCUGAGAUAUGCAGUGGAGUAGUAAGUGAUAGCGAGGCAGCUUCGAAACCGUGUGAAGGGAGUUCAAGAGCAGCAAGGCGGAGGAGGAUGGAGAUCAGACGGUUUAAACUUGUUACUGAAGUAGCUCCGGAGAAAGAUGAAGUCGUUAAUGACAAUGGUAGUAAUAGUAAUAAUAAUGUUGAUAACGAUAAUAGUAAUAGCAAUAGUAAUAAACGCCGCAAGAUUAAAGUUGCAACAGCCUCAUUGCCUGGAGGAGGAGGCGGAGAAGACGGUGAAGAGUGCUGGGGUAUCAAAGAUGAUGAUCAAGAGGAAAGAAUUGUUGUAAAAGUUGAAAAUGGAAAAUCAGAGACUAAAGAAAUCUUAAUUCCUAGUAAAGCUUUGAAUCUGAUUUUAGCACCUCCUCCUGCUGCUGAUGUUAUAGAUGCAGAUUUGUACCCGAAAUACGGCGUUGCUUCGGUUUGUGGAAGAAGACGAGACAUGGAAGACGCAGUAGCAACUUAUCCUUUUUUCUUCCAAAAGGAUGAAGAAUUCGACACCCAAUUGCACUACUUUGGCGUCUAUGAUGGCCAUGGUUGCUCCCAUGUUGCAGCGAGAUGUAGAGAAAGACUACAUGAGCUGGUAAGAGAAGAGGUGGCGGCAGGAACAGAGGAGUGGAAAAGCGUCAUGGAGAGAAGCUUCUGCAAAAUGGAUGAGGAAGUGAUAGAGUGGACUGAAGGGGUGGUUGGUGUUGCUAAUUGUAGAUGUGAGAUGCAAACACCCGAAUGUGAUGCUGUCGGAUCAACGGCCGUCGUUGCUAUUGUCACGCCUGACAAGAUUAUUGUCGCCAAUUGCGGUGAUUCAAGAGCUGUUUUGAGUCGGAACGGCAAGCCCGUGCCUCUCUCCAACGAUCACAAGCCGGACCGGCCAGACGAGUUGAACCGGAUCCAAGCAGCCGGCGGCCGGGUUAUUUACUGGGAUGGUCCAAGAGUUCUCGGAGUUCUUGCCAUGUCAAGAGCCAUAGGCGAUAACUAUCUAAAACCGUACGUGAGCUGCGAGCCAGAGGUAACAAUAACAGAAAGAACACCAGAGGAUGAUUGUUUGAUAUUAGCAAGUGAUGGGUUAUGGGAUGUGGUGUCAAAUGACACGGCGUGUGGGGUGGCUCGCAUGUGUCUGAGAGGGAAAAGACUAGUGCAGCAGCAGCAAUGCUUUUCGCCGGAGAACGAUGGGCUGGCGAUGGGCCGCUCUGGUGGCGCUGCCACUAGUGGGUGUGGAGAGAUGUCGGACAAAGCGUGCUCGGAUGCUUCGAUGUUGCUGACGAAAUUGGCUUUGGCUAGGCGUAGUACUGACAACGUGAGUGUGGUUGUGGUUGAUCUUAGGAAAGACACGUAACCAUGGUCUUAUCACCUUUAAUUUUAGUUUUUUUUGUUGGGUUUUUUCUUUUUUCUUUUGGGUUUUCCCGUGCUGGGUUUAGGGUUUUCAAUGAAAGAAGCAAAUGAAUAGGUGUUCUUUUUUUGGGUUGUUUACUUAAGUGGUAAUGAGGAAUGAAAAUAGUGGGAAGAAAAUGAAAAAUUGGGCUUCCAAAAUAGCAUUCUUUUUCUAUUUUUGCUUUGGUAAAACUUCCUCGUUCUCCUCCUUUUGAUUGUUAUAUCAAAUCUUUAUUUCUUGGGUCAA